GACAGGUCUGGUCCUUUCUUGUUUCUCUUUGGGGACUUAUAAAUAUGCAUCACAUCAAGUAACCCAGGAUUAGAGGGAAGGAUCCUGCUCUCCAGCUCAGGGCAUAUGCAGGAGGUGCAGAAUAUGGGCCUGUGUGUCAUCGGAGAGGAGAGAGAGGAGAGAGGAGGACUCGAGACAAGAUGGUCUAUGGACAACACGUACUGGUGAAAACAAGAUCUUUCUCCGUCUGUCGUCCAAUGGAGAAGACCUGCUGCCCCAGUAACUCAUAACAAACCACAUUUCCACUUCAGUUACUACUUUGACUUUAUCUUUAGUCUUUAUCUGACCACAAAGGAGCUAUUUGUUUUACCUAGUUCCCCCACAAAUUCCUCCAAACUACACCUUUACUGUCCCGUAGCUCUGUUCCCCUAAUGGGCUCCUCAUCACUCAGUACAGCCACAAUCCUGUCUUCAUUCUUGGACUCUUCUCUCCGCCCCUAACCACCUUCGCCAACACCAACAUCGGCACGACCCAAUGGAGACCGAAAGCAUGAUGACCAAGGACGUAGGAAGCAACAGCGAAGGGCUUAAGGAAAGGAAUGAGGAGACGAGGGAAGGAAGUGAAAAGUUGAUGCUAGCCGACGGAACUGAGCAGAGAGGACAUAAGCUAUCCAGCUCCGAGCCGCAGGUUUCGAACGGUUUCACGACAAGCACUUCCCAAAACUUCCGAGAGGGGCAGGGGAGCGGGGCAGGGUCAGGUGGGACUGCGCCCAGUCUGGGACAUAGCUCGUCAGCGCCCAUGGGUGGCUUCAGGACUCUGGUGGUCCAACAAACCAGUCUGGAGAGGCCGAGGGAGACCUGGAGUAAGAAGAUGGACUUUUUGCUUUCUGUGAUUGGCUACGCUGUGGACCUGGGCAACGUGUGGCGCUUUCCCUACAUCUGCUAUCAGAACGGAGGAGGUGCUUUUCUGCUGCCCUACCUGUUGAUGGCGGUGUUUGGCGGGGUGCCUUUGUUUUACAUGGAGCUUGCCCUGGGACAGUUUCAUCGCAGCGGCUGCAUCUCCAUCUGGAAACACAUCUGCCCGAUUUUUAAAGGCAUAGGUUUUGCCAUCUGCAUCAUCGCGCUCUACAUUGCCUUCUACUAUAACACCAUCAUGGCGUGGGCGCUGUAUUACCUGCUCUCCUCGUUCAGUCCUGUGCUGCCCUGGACCACCUGCACCAACGGGUGGAACACACCCAACUGUAAUCGCUACAUCUGGACAGACCAUAACGUCACAUGGUCCAACUCGUCCACCUCCCCCGCCGAGGAGUUCUAUACUCGGCACGUGCUGCAGGUGCACCUCUCCCCUGGUCUUCAUCACCUGGGUGCGGUGAGCUGGCAGCUGGCCCUGUGCCUCCUCUUCAUCUUCACCAUCGUCUACUUCAGCAUCUGGAAAGGAGUCAAGACGUCUGGGAAGGUGGUUUGGGUGACAGCUACCUUCCCAUACCUGGUCCUCUUCGUGUUACUGAUUCGUGGAGCCACUCUCCCUGGAGCCUGGAGGGGCGUGGUCUUCUAUCUCAAACCAGACUGGGGCAAACUGCUCAGCACUACAGUUUGGAUCGAUGCUGCAGCUCAGAUCUUCUUCUCACUGGGUCCAGGGUUUGGGGUCCUCCUCGCCUUCGCCAGCUACAACCCCUUCCACAACAACUGCUACAAAGAUGCGCUGGUGACUAGCUCUGUGAACUGUCUGACCAGUUUCAUUUCAGGGUUUGUGAUCUUCACUGUUCUGGGAUACAUGGCAGAGAUGAGGCAGCAGGAUGUGGAUACAGUGGCCAAAGAUGCUGGCCCGAGCCUGCUGUUCAUCAUUUAUGCAGAAGCCAUUGCCAACAUGCCAGCCGCCACGUUUUUCGCCAUAAUUUUCUUCUUAAUGAUCAUCAUGUUGGGUCUGGACAGUACAUUUGCAGGUCUGGAGGGGGUGAUAACUGCCAUGUUGGACGAGUUUCCUCACGUUCUCGCUAAGAGACGUGAGCUGUUCGUCUUUGGUCUCGUCUGCGUCUGCUACCUCGGGGCUCUCUCCACUCUUACAUAUGGCGGAGCUUUUGUGGUGAAGUUAUUCGAGGAGUAUGCCACAGGUCCAACUGUUAUCACUGUGGUUCUUCUGGAGGUCAUCGCUGUCUCCUGGUUUUAUGGUACCACUCGCUUCUGUAAUGACGUGCACUACAUGCUUGGCUUCUACCCCGGGUGGUUCUGGAGAAUUUGCUGGGUUGCUAUCUGCCCCAUAUUUCUUCUGUUCAUCAUUAUCAGUUUCCUGGCGUUCCCUCCUGAUGUGAAGUUGUUCAAUUACCACUACCCUCAGUGGACCACAGUCCUGGGGUACUGCAUCGGCGUGUCCUCCUUCAUCUGUGUGCCUAUAUACAUGGUCUACCACCUGCUCAAUGCAAAAGGCACCUUCAAACAGCGCCUCUUGAAGAGCAUCACACCAGUGCCGUCCAGUGAGCACCACAGAGACUACAUAGUGACCAACGCAGUCUGACCAAACCUGACCAGAAAGAGGCGCCGCUCUAGACACUGCAGAGAGCGCCCUCUACUGGUUACAUUGCAAAACUACAGGACAAGGGGGCUACCUUUCACCGCCUUUGCCUCUUACCAUACCUCUCCUUCAUGUUUUCUUUAGGCUCAUUUGGUUCUUAACCUUUAUUGUCCAUGUUUUGAGCAACAAACCAAUAAGCUUUUAUUUAAGUUUAGGGAUACUUAUUCGAAAAUCUGUUAUUUUUCACUGUUACUCCAUAAAAUUAAGAGAAGCAAACAGUAGCAAUGCCACUUCAACCACUGAAUGUGUGUGUAUUACCUGUGUGCCUCAAAAAAGAUACUUGUGAAGACUGGUGGUCCUGAAGAGCCAUAAUAAAGUAAUUUUAUACAGAAAAUGCAGUAUUCACCCCUUUUCAGCUUUACAAUAUUGUACAAAAAUGCAUAGAGUUUGUAUAGACAAAUUAUUUGUUUAUCAACAAUGCAGAUGCAUGCACAGCCUGAGUGCAGAAA
Boleophthalmus pectinirostris (great blue-spotted mudskipper) is the source of this 2996-nucleotide messenger RNA. RefSeq names its product solute carrier family 6 member 4a (gene slc6a4a). The transcript is spliced from 15 exons. Gene Ontology annotation, biological process: sodium ion transmembrane transport; serotonin uptake. The record is from RefSeq and is a predicted model, not a curated record. Lineage: Eukaryota; Metazoa; Chordata; Actinopteri; Gobiiformes; Gobiidae. The coding region runs from base 514 to 2490 and encodes 658 amino acids. Gene Ontology annotation, molecular function: serotonin binding; serotonin:sodium:chloride symporter activity. Gene Ontology annotation, cellular component: neuron projection; membrane.